GAAAUUUUCAAAACAUUAACCAACGUGUGCUGGUAACUCAUGAAUGAAUGCGUACAAUUUCCAAUUGAAAAAAUAAUAUAUGGCAUCAUUACCUCAAGGUUGGCAUGGAAUGUUAAAUGUGCCAAAGAAAUCAGAUCAUGUCCAAGCACCAAAAAUUUCUCAUAUGACUUAUCAAACAUUACCAGCAAUCAAAACUCUGCCAAAUAAAAAGAAUUAUGUUUCAAAUAUUAAAUCACCUUCUGUAAUUUUAAACGGAACAAUGAAAAUAGAUCAUCGAAGUAAUGUGACUCAUUCACUGCCAAGUAAGUAUAAAGAUCAUACUUCAUUUCCAUUGAGAACUGUUCGAAUGAAAACGGAAAAUGUUGAAUUGAAUAACAUUAAGAAGGAACUUUCUAAGGUAAAAGAAGAAAACAAUAUAUUAAGGUGUAGGUUACGCAAAGUUGAUGAUGAAAAUGGAAGGAAAACGAGAGAGAUAGAAAAGUUACAUGCAGAAAUAAAAAAUAUGAUGGAAAAGAAAAAAGAAUCUCUAAAUAAAAUUUCUACAAAUUUUAGAUUCUCUCUGAAAAAUAAACAGAAUGAAAAUGAAGUUAAACCAUCUCAAAUUAAUGGGAAAACAAAUUGGAAAGAGAAAACUUUAAAUUCAGAAAUUUUGAGAUUGAAAGAUAUAAUAAACAAAUUACAAGAAGGAAAUAAAAAACUUAUGAAUCAACUGAAAGAAAAAGACCAAGAAAUAAAGAGCUUGCGUCUUCAACUGGCAAAAGCGCCGGGAAGAAAUUUACUAAACAGAUUACAAACCAAAAAUGAAGGUGAGGUGAAAUCAACACGCGACACUGUCAGGAAUAGACCUCAGAAUAUUUCUAAUAUUAAGCUUGAAAAAAUUAGGCCAGUUGUAACUAAUAACCUUAAAGGUAAAUAAAUAAUUGAAAAAAAAAAAUAAUAAUAAUUUUUAUAAAAAUUAGUUUUAGCCUUUCGGACAAAAAUUUUAAUAAGUAUAUUUAGUUUUUAUUAAAUAUUUACUCUAAAAAAAAGCAAAAGAUGUUUAUCUUUACAAACAGUACAAAUUCUAUUUGUAAUAUAUUUUUACUUAAUAACUGUACAUGCGUGUAAAUUGAUAUUUUAAUAUAUUGAAGUAUUUUUAUCUCAAAGUUGUACUAAUCAGAUAUUUUAAAAACCAUCUAACUUAAUUAUAACAUACAACAAUUAUAAUUUUUAAUGGAAACUAAGGUAAAAAAUGAUGCAUCUCCAAUGAAUAUCCUUACAUAAUUUAAGUUUGUAUAGCUUACUAAUUGAAGUGACUGAUUAUCAGUAUUUCUGAAAUAUUUCAGACAUUACUUCUAAGGAUAAAUAUAAUAAUGCAUCAGUCUGAUUCCCUAUAGUUAUAUACAGUAUAUGUUAUAUAUACAGUGUGUCUCCCUCAAUUUCCCUAGUUUAAACUGUUUUGUAAAAUCCAUUUGUUCAUAUAUGUGAAUAAAAUGUGUUAGAGAAUGGGUCAAUACUCCAAAUUUCACAUGCAUAUACUUGAAUGGGUUGCUGCUGCUUAGUCUAGAUUAUGGGGCCUUAUUUCUUGGUCCACCCGAUCACAUGACAUCAUCUUUGAAGUUUUUUCUUUAUGGGCAUGUCAAGGAUCUUGUGUAUGCUACAAAAGUGCUAGACAUGAGAGCACCACAUACAAAGAU
Messenger RNA from Centruroides sculpturatus (bark scorpion), 1676 nucleotides. RefSeq lists its product as uncharacterized. The record is from RefSeq and is a predicted model, not a curated record. The coding region runs from base 80 to 916 and encodes 278 amino acids. Lineage: Eukaryota; Metazoa; Arthropoda; Arachnida; Scorpiones; Buthidae. The transcript has 8 exons.